CUCUGAUAAAGCUCUUUUUUUUUGCUUCUGCCUCUAAUCUGUGAACGUCUGCUGCUUUGGUGUGCCUGUUGCUCUUGUCUGGAACGGAUGUUUUACGCGUGAACAUCUAAAUUGUUUGGUGGAGUUCUUGGACAACAGCAAUACAAACUCUUAAAAAAUGAAUGUAAAAUCAUCGUUACUACACUUGUUGGUGUUCUGCACAUAUGGCUAUGGAAUCUACCACAAUGUUACGAAAUUGAGGCCUCCGUCCUCUCCGGCUUUGGAUUUUGCCUACCGACAGUUUGGGGGUCGUCUUAAGUUCUUAACCUUCCUGAAUGCUCUUCUGCAAUGUGGCUUCUUUGGACUGUGUGUUCUGAACGACUUCGUAGGCUCAGAAUCACCAAUUUAUGCACGAAGAAGUUUGCUGCAGAGGCUACGUGAUUGGCUCUUCACAUCUCUAGUGUUGCCUAUGGGAGUGUUUGUGUCUUGCAUAUUCUGGGCACUGUAUGCUGUUGACCGUGAACUCAUCUUUCCUGCAUCUCUUGACUCAUGGUUCCCAGGGUGGUUGAACCAUAUUAUGCACACACUCCCAGCCAUUGGUGCCAUCGCAGAAUUGUACUCAGUGUGUCACUGUUUCCAAAAGGGAAUCAAGAUGUAUUAUCCUAUCCUAGUGGCAUACUUUCUCUAUCUGUCAUGGAUUUGCUACAUUGCUUAUGCAGCUGGUUUCUGGGUGUAUCCUGUGUUUGAGGUUCUGGAUAUGAAAGGCCGAACCAUUUUCCUCGCUGCACUACUGUUGCCCAAUCUCUUUUUUGUUCAUUUAGGACCCAGACUGCAUAACAUGAUUUGGGGAUCCUCUACAAAGAUGCAGGGAAAGAGAAAGGGAAAGAAGGAAUAAAUAUAAAGAGAUGGAAAAGGGAAUAUUAUUUACAAAAAAUAAGUUUUUAGAAAUGACAGACUAAUACUAUGGUAAAUUUGGUAACAACAAUACUCAAGAAUGAUUAGAAACUGUAGAAUAUGGAUUGGAUAAUUGAUUUACUUGUGUUAUAUAUGCAUAUAUAUCUGUUUUCAGAAUAUGAGUGAUUUUUUUAAAUUUGAAUAAAGACAAUAAAGUCAGCUAACUUGACAGAGAAUCCAUACCCCAUUUCCAUAGUUAAGUAGUUGAUAGGUUCAUAUAUCUGAUCACAAUUUAUAUAUGUUCUGUGUAAAAAAUGUGGGAAAUUGGUAAGACAAAAAUUAUAAUGAAUUUAUAGCUUUAGGACUUCAGAGGUGAUUAAAAAUGAUAAGCAUAUAUCACAAAGUAGUAGUUUUUAUGGGAACUGAUUAAACUCUAUACAGUCUAUACAUAGUUUAUGCAGGGGAGGUAGAACUAUACUGACAAGAGUUAUCAACGGAUAAUUACUGUACAUCCCAGGCUAUUACAUCUGGAUAGCAUUGCCAUUACCAGUCUUUUAUCUUUUUAUCAAGAAUUUGUUAAUGUCCUAUGAUUGUAGGCAUUAUAUGGGAAAUUGCUAUUGUGUAUGUUUUAUACCUGUUGAGAACAGUGAGACAAAAUGUUAACCUGUAGACGCGUAUAUACUAAAAAGAAAUUCCCUUGAUCUAUACAGCCUUAUUGUAGGUGUGUUCUGUGUAUCAUUUGCAGUCUAAUUUAUUUCUGUGUUGUGUCAGUGCUUUGUUCAUGACACAGAAAUAGUAAUGUAGAAUUGAAAGGCAAUAUUGUCAACUGUUCUGAAAUCCCUAUGUUUUGGACCUUUUAGCUACUUAGCUGUGGCAUAGAUAGUGGCUUCUCCAAGAAUUUAGCGUAUGCUGACUCACAUGACUAUGAGAUUUGAAAUGCAUGGAAAAAAUUAGGUCUGAUCCAAAGUGUUAGGUGAUUGUUGCCAGUUCUUUUAUUUGCUAAACCAUUUAAGUCUACUAAAUUAUCUAUGUAAUGUGGGAAAUCAUGAAUAUAAAGAUAAAAAAAAAGUUCAAAGUUAAUACUUAGUUAAGUUGUUAAAAGUUCUAAAAUAUAUUACUAACAACCUAAUAUAGAAACGUGUAACAGCUGACUGCAUUUUUUGUUACUACCUCAAGUAUGUACUGUAGUCAUAUAUGUAGUAAGCUUUUUUUGUUUUGGGUAUCUGGACAAGAGAGAGUUUUUUUUAAAUGUGUACAAGUUUAACUUGGAGGCCUUAGUGUUAUCUUGAAAACCAAAGUUGUAUCUGUGGUUGUGAGAUAGACAGCUUUAGAGUAACCAUCCUGCUUUUAUGGCUGUGGAUAUUACACUGUUAUUUGUGAUGUGACUGUGCAGUUAAAAGGUGCAACUUGUUUUCUUCACGUUUUAGUUCAGAUGGUUUGUUGAUGUCGUAUUCACAACUUUAGUCUUGUAUUAUUGUGUGAAUUAUUUCACAGUGCAGUAUAUGUUGCCACCAUCAUUAUGAAGUUGAACAUUUAAUAAUACAUUGAUUUUAAGUCAUCAGAUGGUUAUACAAACUAUAGGACACUUUAGAACUCUUCUUAAGCACAUACUUAAAUCUGGUAAUUAAUUAAUGGGAUUAAUGUUAUCUUUUGAAUGUUAUUGUGAGACUGAUAUAUAUAUAUAUAUAUAUAUAUAUAUAUAUAUAUAUAUAUAUAUAUAUAUAUAUAUAUAUAUUGUUUAUUGAUUGAUUCUUGCAGAUGACUAAAUCAAUGUUAGACAAUCUUACAAACUUUGUACACAUUUUGUAAAUAUAUAUUUGAAAAUAAUACUGUGUUUGUGGAAAGGAAGCAAAAAUGUCUUUUACAAAUUUCAUCUUUCCUAAAUCUCUCCAUUAUACCAAACUGAUUUAAGAGAAAUAGAUAAAGAGAAAAGGGAAAUAUUAACAACACAAUUUUUCAAUAUUUCUAAACAUAAAACUAGACAUAGAUAUAAAGGAGUGUGAAUGCAGUUAGUAUAUGAUUGACAGUAUUUUUUUCUUUUCUUUCCUUUUUUUUUUCUUUCACACAGAAACAAAUUAUUAGGUUUAGAUAAAUAAAUGUAGAUUGAGCAGGUGCAUGAUCUUGAUGCCAAAGAGAAUCAAGUGAAGUUUCUUAAUUAAUUGAAAGAUUUUCCUUUUUUAUUAUUAUCUUUUAGAUAUAUAUAUAUUUUUUUUUUCUUAUAGAAUUUCAGGAUGCUGAAAAAAUAUAUGUUGCAUGUCCAAUUUGAAUGCAUUUAUCAUAAGAUAUGAUUUUGGCUUCUGGAAAUAUUUUUUAAUCGCAUUUUCCAAAGUGGAUGAACCAGUCAGCUACCUUAGCUUAUAAGCAUAAUUUUAGUGUCCCAGGAAAUUAAAACCUUUUCUGUAAUGUUUGGAUGAUUAUGCAAUGCAAAAGUGGUUUGAGAGAAUAUGUGAAAAAAAAUCAUAUCCAUUUCCCCUACUGCUUCAGUUUUCUGAUCUGAAAAACUUGAUUUUCUAUAUAACUUUACAGCUGUGAACCAUCAGAAAUACACAUAAAAUUAGUGGAAAAGAUGGGUCAGAGGUGUGAUCAAGCAAGAAUGGGUAGUAUUGUAAAAAAAGUAAUGUUAGAUGAAUAAUGAUGAUAAUAAGCAUGAUAUUAGGAAUUGUAGGAAACUCAUAAUUGUUUCAGCUGUUCAGCAAGGGCAUAUUUUUUUGUUUAUAAUAAUUCAGAUAAACCACAGUUUAUUGAGCUACACAUUACUUUUUACUUUUGCUUUUACUUUAUACAGGCAAAGGACAGUAAUCAGUGAAGUAUUAUUUUCUUUUCCUUGAAAUUCCUGCCUUACAUAGAGGAGAUGGCUGCUCAUUCUCAUAAAAAAUAAAUUCAUCAUGAUUGUUGACUGAAAAAAGGCUGAAAAUAUGAGAUUUGGCAAUUAGGAACCUGAAGAUAUUUGAAGUUUGUGGGUAAAAAAUAUAAAAAAUACUCAGCA
Molecule: messenger RNA, 3859 nt
Organism: Penaeus chinensis
Lineage: Eukaryota; Metazoa; Arthropoda; Malacostraca; Decapoda; Penaeidae
Product: androgen-induced gene 1 protein-like
Exons: 6
Coding region: 158-874 (238 amino acids)
Cellular component (GO): membrane; endomembrane system
Source: RefSeq, a predicted model, not a curated record